GUGUGCCCCGGCCGCAAGAUCCGACUUCGCCCCCACCGGCCGACGACCCCGAGACCGACGACGACGACGACGAGAAUGGACUCGGCGACGCUGCACAACAUCCUACUGCACACCUUUAGCGAGGACGCGGCCGCGCGCUCGGCGGCGGAGGCGGCCAUCAGCGGCCUCCACAGCGUGCGCGGCUCGGUCGUGCUGCUCGUGGAGCUCGCGACGCGGCCAGACGUCCAGCGCGAAAUCCAGCAGGCGGCGGCCAUUUUGCUCAAGAACCUCAUCCAGGGCCAUUGGGGCCACGACAGCGACUGCCAUCCUGUCGAGCCCGAGGCCAUCUUCCCGGACGCCGACAAGGACGAGUACCGCAAGUUUAUCCUCCAAGGCCUCUUUGACUCGCACGUCAACUCGAUCCAGAACCUCAUGGUCGAAUCCGUCAACAUCAUCGCACGCCAGGACUUUCCCGAGCGAUGGCCGACGCUCAUCGAAGACAUUCGCGCCACGCUCCAGUGUGGCGACCCGCACCGCAUCUGCAACGCACUGCUCGCGCUCCGCAAGGUCGUCAAGAUAUACGAAUACAAACCGCCCACGCAACGCGAGACGCUCAACGUGAUUGUGGUUGCGACGUUUCCGCUCCUUCGCACGAUGCUCCAGCAGCUCCUGAGCAAUCCGUCCAUCGAGGCAGGGCACAUGGUGCACUUGAUUUGCAAAAUCUUUUGGUCGUGCGUCCAGUGCACGCUGCCGCCGUAUCUGACGGUCGAAGAGAUGACGGGCUGGAUGGAGCUGCUCAAGACACUCAUGUCCAAGCCGAUGCCCGAGCUCGCAGGCCCGAGCUCGCCUGACGACGAAGAGACGCGCCACCGCCACCCGUGGUGGAAGGCGAAGAAGUGGGGCAUCCAGAUCAUCUCGCGCUUCUACACGUCGUGGGGCAACCCAAAGCACGCGACCGCGUCCCAAGCGAUGGCGACGUUUUUCCGGUCGACGAUUGCGCCGCAUCUCCUCGUCUCGGUGCUCGAGACCCUCGCGCUGCGUCCGCAAGGCCAGUUUUGUCCCGACCGCGUCGUCCAGCUCUGCCUCGUGUACCUCCAAGAAGCGAUCAUCUCGGGCGCGUCGUACCAGCAGCUCUUGCCGCACUUGGAUUUCGUGCUCUUUAAAGUCCUGCACCCGGUCAUGUGCCUCACGCCAGCCGACCUCGCCGUGUACGAGGCCGACCCGCAAGAGUAUGUCCGCCGGACCAACGAUGUCAUGGGCGAGUACCUCCAUCCUGUCUACGCCGCCGAGACGCUCCUCUCGGACCUCUGCACCAAGCGCGGCAAGCACUGCGUCUCCAAAGUCCUUGGGUUUUACAACCACAUUCUUGUGACGCCGGCCAACGACGAAGACGGCUGGAUCCAAAAAGAGGCGGCGCUGCAUGCACUCGGCGCCCUCGAUGCGUUUUUAACGUUGUCGCCGGCCCACCAGUCGCAAAUGGAGUCGAUCGUGCUCGCACACGUGCUGCCGGCCUUUCAGAAUCCCCGCGGCUACAUGCGUCUCCGUGCGACGAAAAUGGUGUCGCGCAACUACAUGACCAAGCUCGUGUUUCAAGACUCGACCAUGACGCAGCUCGUGAGCUGCGUGCUGGCGACGCUCCAGGACCCGGAUCUCCCCGUGCGCAUUGAAGCCGCCAAGAGCUUUCGCCACCUCGUCAUGUACAACCACACGACGAUCGUCCUCGACGUGCUUCGCCCUGUGCUGCCGACCGUCCUGGAGCAAUUCUUCAAGAUUAUGGACGACAUGGGCUUCUCGGACGAAGUCAUCUUGGCGCUCGAGCAGCUCAUUGACCAGUUUUGCGAUGAAAUGGGCCCGUACGCCGUUCAGCUCGUCUUGCGCCUGAGCCAGCGCUUCAAGCAGUGUCUCGAUGCCGAAGACGACGAAGACGACGCGUGCUUGACGGCCGCGUCGUGCCUCGACACGAUCAACACGGUGCUCAUGAGCAUCUACAACCACCCCGAGCUCUUUGAACCGCUCCUCGACGCGCUCAUUCCAAUCCUGCACCUCUUGCUGAGCUCGGACAGCUACAUUGACUUUGUCGAACCGGCGCUCGAUAUCGUCAAGUCGAUUACGUUUUACUCCAAGUCGAUCCACCCGAAAGUGUGGCUCCUCUUCCCGUCUCUCUUUCGCGGUGCCGACGCGUGGGGCAGCGAGUACAUGCACUCGUUCGUGGCCGUGCUCUUUAGCGUCAUUGGGCGCGACGCGAACGGGUUUCUGCAAGGCGUGCUCCAAGUCAACCUGCCGACCGGCGUCAAGCGCAUCUCGUACCUCGAGCUCGUCUUCAACUUUGUGCGCAAGCUCCUGCACAAGCCCGAGGUGGACGAAGAAGACGUCUGGGGCGCGUGCCAGACCAUGGAUUGCAUCCUCUUCAACUGCGACGGCAUCGACAUGUUUGUUCCGCCGUGCCUCCAGCUCGUGUGCAUGCGGCUCAGCCGCACGCCGCAGCAUGACACGCGCGUCGUCACGUCGCUGCUGGGCGUCGUGCUCUCGGCGCUCCACUACAGCGUGCCGUUGACGCUCUCGGUCCUCGACAAGAUGACCGUCGUCGAACCCGUGCUCAACUCGCUCUUGCGGAACGCCGAGGUGCGCACGCGCUACUCGGAGCAAAAGGUGUUUGUGCUCGGGAUGGUGUCGCUCCUCCGCGUGCCCCAGGCCGAGCUCCCGGCCGUCGUCCAGACGCAAUUCUCGACGAUUGUGAUGCUCGUCCUGCAAAAGCUCACGCACAUUGUCGAGGCGAGCCGCCACUCGACCGACGACGGGCUGCGGUCGUACCAGGACCGCAACGACGAGACGCUCAAGGCGCUCAUUGACCAAGGCGGGUACGACUCGGGCGAGGACGCCGACACGUCGCUCAAGGAAGAAGAGUACGCGAGCAUCCUCCGCGACCUCGGCAAGGGCGGCUCGGACGCGUACUUUGACGACGACGACAAGGACUACUUUAGCAGAAUAGACAACAUUGACGAGUUUGCGCUCUUCCUCCAGACGAUGCAUGUCCUGCAGACCGACCAGCCGCAGGCGUUCGAGAGCCUUGGGCUCGCCAACAACGCCGAGUACGCCCAGGCCUGCCAGCUCUUUACGCAUGAGAUCCAUCGCCGGCAGGCCGACUCGUCGGCGUAG
Messenger RNA from Saprolegnia parasitica CBS 223.65, 3135 nucleotides. RefSeq lists its product as hypothetical. The record is from RefSeq and is a predicted model, not a curated record. Gene Ontology annotation, molecular function: small GTPase binding. Bases 76 to 3135 code for a protein of 1019 amino acids. Lineage: Eukaryota; Oomycota; Saprolegniomycetes; Saprolegniales; Saprolegniaceae. Gene Ontology annotation, cellular component: nuclear envelope; cytosol. Gene Ontology annotation, biological process: protein import into nucleus. The transcript is spliced from 9 exons.